Messenger RNA from Hymenoscyphus albidus, 1524 nucleotides. The record is from the annotation of a GenBank genome assembly. NCBI's taxonomy places the organism in Eukaryota, Fungi, Ascomycota, Leotiomycetes, Helotiales, Helotiaceae.
AUGAAGCUCACAAACACCCUUUGCGUUCUUAUUCUCGCGUUCACUGCUAGCGCAGCACCAAACGCAUCACCAAACCCUGAGGCCAACCCAUUUGCCGCCGCCGUUGCUGAGGCAGAGGCAUGCUACUCCGUUGGAGGAGCAUGCUACAACGCCAAGCGAGCUGCAACCCCAGAGGCUCUUGCUGAAGCGGAGGCAUGCAGAUAUGCUGGACAAGGUUGUUGGAAAGCCAAGCGCACAGCUGAAGCUCUUGCCAACCCCGAGGCUUGCAAAUACGCCGGACAAGGAUGCUGGAAGAUCAAGAGAGAGGCAGAGGCCGAGCCAGAGCCAGAGGCACACCCAGCAGCAGAAGCAUGCAGAUAUGCUGGACAAGGCUGCUGGAAGGCCAAGAGAGAGGCGGCUGCCGCGGCUGAGGCCGAGGCAUGCAAAUAUGUUGGACAAGGCUGCUGGAAGGCUAAGCGAGAGGCAUCGGCUCUUGCUGAAGCUGAGGCAUGCAGAUAUGCUGGCCAAGGUUGCUGGAAGGCCAAGAGAGAAGCAGAUGCUGAAGCUGAGGCCUGCAAAUAUGUUGGUCAGGGUUGCUGGAAGGCUAAGCGAGCUGCUGAGGCUUUUGCGGAAGCACUUGCUGAGCCAUUUGCUGAGCCAAACGAGAAAAUUAGCGCACGAUGUGAUCUUGUUGGAGGCGCUUGCUACAACGCCAAGCGAGACGCACUUGCCAUGGCUGAGGCCGUAGCAGCUGCUCAACCAAAUCCAGAGGAGUUUUUGGCUACCCUCAAGCUUCGCAACCCAGAUAGUAAGUUUACAUUCCCUAUACCCCACAUUUGAUAUACAUGCUGACAAUAAUACAGUUGAUGCUUUGGAAGCUGAGAAGAAGAUCAAGAGAGAGCCAUGCAGAUAUGCUGGACAGGGCUGCUGGAAGAGAGACGCAGAAGCGGUAGAGGUAAGAGAUCAAAUAGCUCGUCGUUGUCGGUUUGUAAAGGGAUUUCGUCCUGACCUUUGCUGGAAACAGAAGCGCUCCCCAAGCCCAGAAGCACUUGCUGGGGCUGAUGCUGAGGCAUGCAAAUAUGUUGGACAAGGAUGCUGGAAGGUUAAGCGCGCGGCCGAAGCUCUUGCUGAGGCAGCAGCUAAUCCAGAGCCAUGUCUUCGUGUUGGUGGAGCAUGUUUCCAAGCCAAACGUGAUUUCCACGCCUUCGAGAACGUUGCUCGCUCCGUCAUCGCCAGCCAAGCAUAAACGCUCAUCGACAACCUUUUUACUCCAUUCCAAGUCUAGUUCGCGUGGCGUUCUUACCUUUGGGAAUCCUUUCAUAUUUUCACUUCUCGACUCGACUUCGCCAUCCGAUUCUCAGUCAAUAAACACACGACAAGUCGGGUCAUUAUAUUCUGCAUCCAUGGCAGCAAGCCUUAUGGGCGUGCUGUCUGUUCAUAGGCCUUGUACAUAUGGGAGGAUUCAAGUUUCAUUUCUAGGCCGACUGCAUUUUUGUAAACUCGUGGCAGUUCCGCGAGCUGUUCUUUUGUACACCAUACCAUAUA